This is a messenger RNA of Botrytis cinerea B05.10, 901 nucleotides long. RefSeq lists its product as hypothetical. NCBI's taxonomy places the organism in Eukaryota, Fungi, Ascomycota, Leotiomycetes, Helotiales, Sclerotiniaceae. The record is from RefSeq and is a predicted model, not a curated record. The transcript has a single exon. Bases 55 to 882 code for a protein of 275 amino acids.
GCAUUCCCCUCUCAACCUUUCUUUUUUUCCUUUUCCUUUCUUCUUCAGCUUAACAUGUCUUUCUUCUUGAACACAUUUAAGUCCACCCUCGCAAUUGUCGGACUCGCCACCCCACAAUUCGAAACCUCAACCACCGCUGCGCCCACCUCCAGCAAUGCCACUCCUUUAGGUGAGUAUAGCCUCUCACCACCUUUUAAAAUUGAUUAUACAGCCGAGGAUCCCUCUUUCACCUCGGACUUUUCCAAACAGGCCCCGGUACCUACAAAUACCGGGCUCAUUCUCACCGGGAUCCUCCGGCCCGGCCUUAGGCCUUCCACUGUCAUUCACCGCAUGCAAAUUCACGGAUUUCCAAGGACACUGGAAUAUUGGAAGGUUUGCCCUUCCGCCCCACUCUCAUUCAACUUCAAAAAGGUAAAACCAACUAAAAAGGUCCACUUCCAAGAAUAUUACGACAGAAACUACCAUGAAUACCGUCCAUUCGACCCAGAGGAACCAGCUAACUCCUGGAUUCCAUACGAAGAUGCUAUCCUGCAUCAACCCAGCAUGUCUCCUGGGAAAAGAACAACAGGAUGCUGGAGAUGUCGCAUUUGCAAGCAAGUCUGGACCAAUUAUGGCUUCCACGAUACCAUUGAAGGAUAUCCGGGCUUUGAAUAUAGGACAACUCCCAUGGCCUGCCCCGAACACCCACAGCCUCUGUCUUUUAGGGCACCCGAGCCCUUUUAUGGAAUGGAUCCCUCUCGCAGGGAGCAAAUUUAUAAUUCAUUUGAGGCAUACGAGUGGCCAUAUGUCUUGCACGGGGGCCUCAUCAAACCACCUACGAGACCGGAGAGAGAUUAUGACUCAGACCCUAGGUACGCUAGGCUAGGCGACCUCAGACUCUGAGUCUGAAUCUCGAUCCACA